AUGACAACACCAGACUCACCUUUAAUGAAAGAAAGGUCAGAAAACCCUCCACAGUUCAGUCGCUCAAAGCUCGGCAAAGAACGUUAUGGUGGUAGCGUUUCCUAUUCGAUUGCUCAACACCCCACUGCAUUUAGGUGUCUCAUAGGUACAAUCCUAAUAAUAGCUAUUUCAGUCUGUGUGAUCGUGUACAAUUCCGAUUCCAGCACUUCAGGAGAUGCAGCAGUCUUUUGCUUAUUUCUAAUAUUAAUGUGCAUCAUAGCAAUCUUUAUUAUCAUGGCGAUUAUGUGUAGCCCUGUCACAAGUGAGAUCCUAAAGAACCCUGAUGAUGCCCUCUUUUUCUUGAAGUUAAUUGCAACAGGCCAUUCGUGGGACGAAGUGGGUCGAAUUAUGAACUCCUAUCUCUUUGAGAGAGGGAUUUGGUGGACAAACAGCUACUUUUACGACAGUGAACAGUGCUACAACCUUUUUGUAAGCUAUUCCAAAGAUUGUGCUGACCCUGCUAUAGAGCCGUUUAUCGACCAAGCUAAAAGCAAGCUGACCGAAAGUCUGACCCAAGAGUGGGAUAGGAUUGGGCUUUCGGAUGAAUAG
This is a messenger RNA of Kluyveromyces marxianus DMKU3-1042, 588 nucleotides long. RefSeq lists its product as uncharacterized. The record is from RefSeq and is a predicted model, not a curated record. Bases 1 to 588 code for a protein of 195 amino acids. The transcript has a single exon. NCBI's taxonomy places the organism in Eukaryota, Fungi, Ascomycota, Saccharomycetes, Saccharomycetales, Saccharomycetaceae.